Messenger RNA from Ipomoea triloba (trilobed morning glory), 4433 nucleotides. RefSeq names its product probable phospholipid-transporting ATPase 8. Gene Ontology annotation, molecular function: ATP binding; ATP hydrolysis activity; magnesium ion binding. Gene Ontology annotation, cellular component: plasma membrane. Gene Ontology annotation, biological process: phospholipid translocation. The transcript is spliced from 11 exons. NCBI's taxonomy places the organism in Eukaryota, Viridiplantae, Streptophyta, Magnoliopsida, Solanales, Convolvulaceae. The coding region runs from base 834 to 4277 and encodes 1147 amino acids. The record is from RefSeq and is a predicted model, not a curated record.
GGUCUCCACAGUAAAGUCUAGCACAGGAAACUCCGAGAAAGAAAGCUGUGGGGCAUGGUUCUGGGCUUCUGGCCACCUACUCACCUGCUCGUGGCCUUUCUACAUUUAUUAUUAUUUUUACAUUCACGUAUUUAUUUUUCUUUCACACUCUUUGCUUGCUAAAACGGCAAAUGAAGGGAAGAACAGAGAGACUUGUGGAUUGGCCAACUACAAGUCUACAACUACUACUACUAUUACCACCAACGAGCUCCCUACUUUUUCGCCAAAUUCUGACUAUCCAUCACUCUCUUUCUCCUACACUCUUAUCCCCGCUGAUGCACACUACACGCUUGCUGAAAUGCUUCUUUCAAGUUUCGUAUAUAUGCUGAGGGGCUGAGCCUUGGAGUUCAUGGCUUCUGCACCGACACUUGAACAAGGAAGGUAUCUCUCCGGACUACUUUAGACCAAAGCAAGGAAUAGUGAGAAUACCGGUUCUAGGGUUUUAGGAUAUCUUGACAGCUCAAUAUAUUGUUAUUAUAGAACUUCUGACAUAGGAUAUGAGCUCACAAAUCACAAUGUUGUUCAUGACCUGACAACUCUGUUAUAUCCGAGGGUCACAUGCUCUUGCUGUCUAGUAAACUUCUGUAACGUUUCCUUUUUAGUUAUGUCGGUCUAUCUGAAGAAUAAAUUUGUGCAAUCAAUGUUAAUUUAUUGCUUUUGCAUCUGAAGGAAGUUUGCUGACAGUUUGUUCCUUGUCCAUUAUUCCAACAAAGUUUGAAGGGAAGGUGGUAGUGGGGGGUUGAUAUUUAUUUUGCAGAAGUUAUAUUUUUGAGGGGAAAAUUAUUGGAAAAAGGAUGAGUGAUAGUAGUAGGAAGUUUAUUCUUAAAUAUACAUUUUCUUGCUUGCUACCUUUAUUCACAGAGAAACAUGAAGAAAUUGGGAGGAGGGGCUAUACACGGGUAGUUCAUAUUAAUGAUCCUAAUAGCCCAGUGAACGGGCAGUACAGGGAGAAUGAUGUUCGGACUACCAAGUAUACAGCUGUUAAUUUUAUCCCCAAGUCCUUAUUUGAACAAUUCAGGAGGGUUGCAAAUGUAUACUUUCUUAUUGUGGCUUGUGUUUCGUUUAGUCCUCUGGCACCUUAUACAGCUAGUAGUGUUCUGUUUCCUUUGAUGGUGGUCAUUGGUGCAACAAUGGCUAAGGAAGGUGUGGAAGAUUGGAGGCGCAGAAGGCAGGAUAUUGAAGCUAACAAUAGGAAGGUCUUAGUUUACACAAAUAACGGCAAAUUUGAAGAAACUAUAUGGAAGAGGCUACAUGUUGGUGAUCUUGUUAAGGUUAAGAAAGAUGAAUAUUUUCCAGCUGAUCUUCUUUUGCUUUCAUCAAGCUAUGAGGAUGGGAUUUGUUAUGUUGAAACGGCAAAUCUUGAUGGAGAGACUAAUCUGAAGGUGAAACAUGCUCUGGAUGGGAUAGCCUUCAAGGAGGGUGAUAGUUUCCUUAAGAAUUUUAAGGCAGAGAUCAGGUGUGAGGACCCAAAUGAAGACCUUUAUUCAUUUGUUGGCACUCUACAUUAUAACAAUCAGCAACGACUGCCACUUUCAGUCAAUCAGAUGCUUCUGAGAGGUUCUAAACUACGGAAUACUGAAUAUAUCUAUGGAGCUGUUGUUUUUACUGGUCAUGACACAAAAGUCAUGCAGAAUGCUAGGGAUCCUCCUUCUAAGAGGAGCGCAAUUGAGAAAAGAAUGGACAAAAUAAUCUACGUCCUGUUUGGUACCUUGAUUAUGAUAUCUUCCAUUGGGUCCAUCUUCUUUGGACUGGAGACUAAGAAUGACUUAAGCAAUGGGAGGUACAAGAGGUGGUAUCUACGACCUGACGAGGCAACUGUGUUUUAUGAUCCGAAAAGAGCUUCAGUUGCUGCAUUUUUUCACUUCCUAACAGCCCUUAUGUUGUAUGGCUAUUUAAUUCCAAUUUCAUUAUAUGUGUCUAUUGAAGUUGUAAAGGUUUUACAGAGCAUCUUCAUCAAUCAAGAUCAGGAUAUGUACUACAAGGAAACAAAUAAGCCUGCACGUGCGCGAACAUCUAAUUUGAAUGAGGAACUUGGACAGGUUGAAACAAUACUCUCUGACAAAACUGGCACUUUAACAUGCAACUCGAUGGAGUUUGUUAAAUGUUCAAUAGCAGGUGUUGCGUAUGGCCGUGCUGUGACAGAGGUGGAGAGAGCCAUAGAAAAGAGAAAAGGAAAUGGCCAACCUGAACAUUCUAGUACUUCUAACUUGGACUCUGGAGAAUCUAUUAAAGGCUUCAAUUUUCAAGAUGAACGCAUAAUGAAUGGUCAAUGGGUUAAAGAACCUCAUUCAGAAGUGAUAGAUAAAUUCUUUCAUGUGUUGGCUAUUUGCCAUACUGUCAUCCCUGAUGUGAACACACCAGGUCAUAUAUCUUAUGAAGCUGAGUCACCAGAUGAAGCUGCUUUUGUCGUUGCAGCUAGAGAGUUCGGGCUUGAGUUUGUUGGAAGGACACAAACUAGUAUCUUAUUGCAUGAAAGGCAUCGGGAAGGUGCUGAAAAAACUGAAAGAUUGUACAAGCUCCUUCACCUCCUAGAGUUCAAUGCUGCUAGGAAGAGGAUGUCUGUGAUUGUACGAAAUCCUGAAGAUAAAUUGUUACUCUUGUGCAAGGGUGCAGACAGUGUGUUGUUUCCAAGGCUUUCUGAAGAUGGACGAAAAUUUGAAGAUAAAACAAAGGAACAUAUUAAACAAUACGCUGAAGCAGGACUACGAACUUUAGUUAUUGCAUACCGUGAGCUUGGUGAAGAAGAGUUCAAAUCAUGGGAAAAACAGUUAUUGAAGGCUCAGGACUCUGAAACUGAUAGAGAUGCUUUAGUGGAUGCUGCUGCUGAUAAAAUUGAAAGGGACUUAAUUCUCCUUGGAGCCACAGCUAUUGAGGAUAAACUUCAAAAAGGGGUCCCUGAAUGCAUUGACAAGCUUGCGGAUGCUGGGAUUAAGAUAUGGGUCUUAACUGGUGAUAAGAUGGAGACAGCAAUCAAUAUUGGGUAUGCUUGUAGUUUACUGAGGCCACGUAUGGAGCUGAUUAAAAUUACUCUGGAUUCUCUACAUGCAAGUAGCAUGGAAACUCAAGACCAAAAGGAUAAAGAGGCUUCAACAAGCGUAAGAGCACAAGUAACUAAGGGAAUAGAUCAAAUUAAAUCAGGAAGUUCAGGAUCGUUUGGUUUGAUUAUCGAUGGGAAUGCGCUCUCUUUUGCUCUCAGAGACGAUCUGAAGAAGUCAUUUUUGGAUCUUGCAUUGCAAUGUGCAUCUGUUAUAUGUUGCCGCUCUACACCUAAACAAAAAGCUCUUGUAACAGCAUUGGUGAAAGGAACUGGUAGGAGGACACUAGCAAUUGGUGAUGGGGCAAAUGAUGUAAGCAUGCUUCAAGAGGCUGAUGUUGGGGUUGGCAUUAGUGGCGUUGAGGGGAUGCAGGCUGUUGGGGCAAGUGACUAUGCAAUAGCUCAGUUCUGUUAUCUUGAACGGUUGUUGUUGGUUCAUGGCCACUGGUGUUAUCGCAGAAUAUCUAUGAUGAUAUGCUACUUCUUUUAUAAGAAUCUCGCAUUUGGGUUCACCCUUUUCUGGUUCGAGGCUUUUGCUUCCUUCUCGGGAAGGGCUGCUUAUAAUGAUUGGUAUAUGUCAUUAUACAAUGUAUUCUUCACUUCACUUCCCGUCAUUGCUCUUGGUGUUUUUGAUCAAGACCUCUCCGAUCAGCUUUGCCUUAAGCAUCCUGAGGUCUAUAUAGAGGGAAGCCGGAAUAUGCUGUUCAAGUGGUAUCGUAUCCUAGGGUGGAUGCUAAACGGAAUUGUCAGUGCAAUGAUCAUCUUCUACUUCACGACCCUCUCGGUUUUACAUCAGGCAUUUAGGCGCGAUGGCCACCCUGUGGACUACGAAGUCCUUGGAGUAAUAAUGUAUUCGUGUGUAGUAUGGACCGUGAACUGCCAAAUGGCGCUUUCCAUCAACUAUUUCACUCUGAUCCAACACGUCUUCAUAUGGGGAAGCAUCGCGGUCUGGUAUCUGUUUUUGGUCGUUUAUGGUGCUCUGCCAUCCAUCAUAUCUACAACAGCAUACAAGGUUUUUGUGGAAGCCUGUGCCCCAAGUCCUUUCUAUUGGCUUGUAACUCUUCUUGUUGUGGUUUCCAGUUUGUUACCGUAUCUUACGUACAGGAUUUUUCAGUCCACAUUCCGACCAUUGCCGCAUGUUAGAGUUCAAAUGAUGGAACGUACGAGGAGGAAGUCCAAGCCGGACGCUGAUGAUAAUAUGUAGUGUUGUUGGGAGAUGUAUAUGUAGAGGUAUUGAUCACGUAAAUGAGUUUCUUUUCUUUUUAACGCUAUAAGCUUGCAAAGAUCAUGUAUAGUGGUGACCAAUAAUAUGUACAUUCAUAAUUUAGACUCUAUUCACGACAUCAAUAUUUUUUUCACU